CAAUUGUAAGGAGGAGUCGGCCUACAGUAAAUCUUGACGAGGGCUGCAAGUGGGAAGGCGGGAGCGGGAGCGGGAGCACGAGAGAGAAUGGCCGACAGAUUGGAGCGGUGGCUUCCCCUCUUCGAGAUCUUCCUCAACUCCGCCGCGCCGGAGGGCGACGCCUCCCUCUGGUUCGAUAACCACCACCAUCCCACCACCGCCUUCCUCUCCCUACUCCUCUCUGCCGUCCCCUCUUCUCGUUCCCCGCCGCCCAUCCUCCUCCAAACCCUUCCCCCCGCCCUUCAGUCCCGCAUCCUCUCCUUCCUUGCCGUCCACCACCACCGCUUCCCUCGCGCCUGCCUCCGCUCCCUUGCCGCCCACUUCCUCGACUCCUCCGCCUUCACCGAUAGCUCUGCUUUUUGGGCGCGUAAGGCCGCCCACCACCUGCUCGAUGCAGUGUCCUCUUCGGCUCCUCCCGUUGCCUGUGGACAUACACUUGAUCAUCUUCACCGUAGAACGAAUGAGAACGAUGUCGAUCUCUAUGCGUUGCCUCAAUGGCUUAACGAUCCCGUCUUUGCUGCUGCUCCGCUUCUUCCUUGGCUUCCUCUCCCUGCGGGCUCAUUGUCCAGAAGCAACGAUCGAUAUUUUGCUGCCGAACCCCAAUCAAUGGAAUUAGUCGCUUUUCGAGAUGAUGAGCCUGCGACAUAUUCUCCUCUUCCUCCUCCUCCUGUUCUUGAUCCACAGAUAAUCGAGCGUGCUUCGGUUUUGAAAGCGGAGCUGUUGGCAUCAGAGGCAGCACCUAAAGCCAUUCGCUUGGCCAAAGACAUCCGACAGCUCUGCUUGGACUCUGGAACUGGCAGCCAGCUUAUGGUUCUUGGCUUGAUCCAACCUUGGGAGGUCGACGAUGAGAUGGCUUCGGUUCUCCUUUCCAACUUGUCGGGAGAGCAUGGCUUGAGUUUCGUGGGAUGGCAUGCCCACGUUCUCUGCUCGCUCGUCCUCCCCAAGCUGCUGACGCUCCAAAAGCCGGCGUCGAGGGUGCUGCUAUCCGCCACGACACGGUUCUGCCAGCUCCAUCCUGUGGCGGCCGUCGAAGCUCUACUCCUACCCUUGUCACUUCGCAAGGAAGGGCUCAAUGUGGUUCUCUGUGAUGCGCUGGCGAGGGUCAUCAGAGAGUGCUUGCACCCGGUGCAUGUUUCGGCCUUCUGCCAGAGAUUGCUUUGCGGGAAUGCGGGGGACAGGAGGCCUGUGUGCUUGCCAUGCCAUGAGGAGUUGCUAUCUGAUGAGCUGGUGUGGACAGAAUCGCUGUUCAUGCUAUUCAACCAUGUCCUCAAUCACAAUGUUUGUUUGACACCCGACACUGCAGACCAUCUUGUGUCCGUGAUCGAUGAGAACGCACACAAGUUCUCUAAAUCUCUGAAGUUUGGGAAUUUCAUGUUGUGUUUCGUCUCCAAAUGCGCUAGAGCUUCCAGCCUGCACAAGGUUUCGUUGGAGAGAGCUGCUAUGAGGACAGGAACUUUCGUGACCAAAUCCAUACUAUCAAAGUUGAGCGUUUAGGUAAACACGGAAUUAGGAAACUCCAUUUCUUUUAUUGAAAAAAAAAGCUAUGCAGGAACCUCAAUGAAGAACAACCAAAAUGCAGAAAUAGCCAGCUACAAGAACUUGUACCAUAUCCAUCUUGUAUUUAUGAUUCAAAUACUAGCAAAUUACAACUUUCUACCAUGCUAGUUGCCUGUCUUUGCAGGUGAGGACAGCCAAACCGCUGGUUGUGUAUGAUUAAGCCACUAAUUCGACCUAUUGGCACAGAGGGGAUCAGUUGCUAAGGAUGCUGAUCUUCUAUUGGAUGUAGACAAUCCUCUUGUUCUCUUCAAUGCAGCUACAGCUUCUCAAUCCAGAGACCAUUGUCUCACAUCGUAAGCUGUUCCAGCUUCUCUUUUAUACAUCUAAUAUUUUUCUUAUAAAGCUUGGACAUCCAGUCUUUGUAAUGUUGGAGGUCCAGGUUAUAGCGUCCAAAUGAGAUCGAACAUGUUGAGAUCGAUGCUCUUUCUUCAGAAUUAUGCGAAAGAUCUGCUACUAUGGGUUUGUUUUCCCAACACCAGCUUCUUAAGCUUGCCGAUAAACUUCAUUUUCUUGGAAUUUCCAUGUCUGGUUGAGGAGAUGACUUCGAUCGCAGCGUCUUCAGAUUCUUCAGUGGAUGUUUGUGAAGAAAAAGAAUGCUCCGAGUCAAAGUCUACGAAACUCGAGGUUUUCUCAUCGAUACCGGAGUCUGCGUACUCCAUCAUGUGCAGCUUUGGUUUCUCCUCGGACUCGGGACUCGAGCUCUUGCUGAGAUCCUUCGCCGCUGAUUUCUGCUUGUAGUUCUUCAGCUCGUACCUAAGGCAUGCAUUGACCCAUCGAAGGUACACCAGUUCUUCGACGUCGGCGGCCUUUUCGGUUUUGAGCUGUUCGAUGUCCUUCACCAGUUUCUCAUUUGCUACCUUCAAGAAGUUGGCUUUCUCCAAUGCAUCUGCCUGCAACUGGAGCGGACGAUGUCUCUUGGCUUUGAUAUGUGCUUUGAUGGAAGUAAGAAGCAAGAAGAAGGAAGCAUGUAGAAGACGCUACCUCUUGAGCCUCAAGCGCAGAUGAUGCAGAAGCUUGUGCUGACUCCAGCUUUCUCGUCAGGUCAAAGUUCUGCUCCGUUAGACUCGAGUUGACCAGUUUGAGUUGUGCGGCUUCAUCUUCCAGCUCCGCCAGCCUCUUCAGCUUUUCCUCCGUCUCCUCGUUGUUCUGACGCUGCAAUUGGCUGAUCCUUUGAUGAAGGGAAGCUGUUCUCUCCGCCGCCUGCUCUGCAUCCGAUCGCGACUUCUUCUUCAGAAGCCUGAUCGUCGCUCUCGCAGACUCGAGCUCGUUCAUCACUCUCGGAAGAUCCGCGAGCUGAGCUUCGAGCCUCUGGUUGUCGGACUGCAACGACUCGAUCCUUAAAGAGGACAACCUUGCUUCAGUCGAGCUCAUCUGCAGUUGGCGCUCGAGAUCUCUCACGGCGGCCGCCUGCUCUUGCAUUCCGUAAUACUCCAGCAGUUGGAGCUCCAGGCUCCUCUCGUUCUCUUGGAGGGAGCAAACCAAGCUCCGAAGGCUUGCUAUCUCUUGCUCCGUCGCACUGUCCUCUUCGAUCGCCGGGUUCUUGGGGCGGGAGGCUUCCAGAUCUUUCACCGUGUGAUCGCACUCGUCGUCGCCGGAGCUCGUCUUGGUCGGAGCCAAACGCAGCGCGGUGGUGGUCGAAGUGCCGUUGACGAUCGUCGCCAAAGCCGCUUUCUUGAGAUGAAAGACAGAAGAUUAGCCAGAAACCGAUUGAUAUAAAGAGGGCUCGAUCACGAGCAGGGCUUUGAUUCUUACGCCUUUUAGAAGUCGAAGUUCUUUGAGACCAACGCUUGACCUCCCGGUGGCUUGCGACAGGGCACCUGCGAUCAGGAAACACACAUGGAAAUCAGCACCAAACGCAGUCAAGAUCGAAUUUUGAUGUUUGGCGUCGGUAAAGAUGGAGCUUUAAUGAAUCGGGGAAUGGGCAGAUGAAGAACACCUGAAGAAUAACGAUGGGUGGAAGCAGCAGGAGAGGGAACGCGCGGUCGGGCGCGAGACGAGAGCUGGGCGACGAUGAAACCUGCGAAGGUGAGACCGAUUGGGACGCCAAGCUUGAUGAUGAUGGGGUUCACGCCCCUGCUUCUCACCAUCGACUCCAUUACUCCGCUAAUCUAUCUUCCGCCGUCCUAUCUACCAAUCCGCCGCCAAAGCCGACACCUUUCGCCAAGAAGAAGAAGAAGAAGAAGAAGCCGAGACGACAAUGGAGAAAGCAGCCGACCAGAACUCUGUCGAGCUUUCCUGCUCUAAAGAAGAGGACGAACGCAAUGCAAGGGGGAACACGCAAAAGGCGAAUCCGCAGGGUGGCCUUCUUCCGCUGCCGCUCGUUGUCGAGGCUCGGCAUCGUCUUCUGCACCUUUUGAUCUCGUGAGGGCGGAGGUGAUCCAGAGAGAAGAACGGAAGGUGGCGCGGAGAGCUCGCUUCACUUUUGGUUCGCAACCUUAACCUUGUUAAAACUUCAUUACACUUUUGGCAUAUAUUGUUGAGCAUGCACUAAAACGUCAUUAACUGUUAACGGGGCAACCACAUGGUUUAAGAAUAGAUGCCAACAAAUGAAUCAGCCAAAUAUAUACAAAUUCCUAUAGACUAAACUCAAUCAAUGUUGCUACUUGUUAAUGUGGCAGCAAAUUGGAAUCAUUAGCUUCGCAUUCUCUUUUAUUUACUUAUAAGCUUUUAAUCUGAAAGAAACUUGAAGGUGAGGCAUGAGAUGAUUGUGUUCUUUUUUA
Molecule: messenger RNA, 4316 nt
Organism: Musa acuminata AAA Group (dessert banana)
Lineage: Eukaryota; Viridiplantae; Streptophyta; Magnoliopsida; Zingiberales; Musaceae
Exons: 2
Coding region: 88-1533 (481 amino acids)
Biological process (GO): interstrand cross-link repair
Cellular component (GO): Fanconi anaemia nuclear complex
Source: RefSeq, a predicted model, not a curated record